AUGCGCACUCGUUCUCAACCUGCCUCGCCUGGUGGCUUCGUCUCUCUCGAGACUGAACAGACUACUACUCGUCGUGUUACUAGAUCGACCAGGGCGGCCUCUCGUGCUGCAUCUCAAGAGCCUAGCUCUCAACAGGCCAUCGAGCCCUCCACCUCCACUCAACCCGCGACUCGUCCCAAGAGUCAGCGCAAAAUCAAGAAGCCCGUCACCAGAAAGACUGCGGCCACUACUACCUCUACCACCCCUUCCACCACCACCUCUACUACCUCGACCACCAAUCCUCAGACUCAGACGGCUCCUAAACGUGGCACUCGAAAGACCACGCGAAAGACCCAGAAAGCUACUUCUGACGAGACCGAUUCGAAUGCCGAAACCAUCAUCGAAUCGACUCAAGAGAACGAAGAUCGCGCUACCAACGACAUUGAAAUCCGCGCAUCUGACUCCCAGGACAUGGCCCUAAUGGAACCCCCGAGCUCCGUGUGUGAGUAUUCAACCUUUUCCCCCAGUCAUGUACCUCUCCCUUCGUCGCCUGUGUCCUCUCCUCUUUCCUCCCCUCUUUCCUUGCCAUCCCCUCCCCUUUCUUCAUCUCCUCCCAAGGAACAGGAGCAUCCUUCCCACCAAAUGGGUCGACCCCUGGCAGAAAUCUCGGGCUUCGAAGCCUUCCAGGCCCGCCAGGAGGCCGAAGUCCCACUGGAAUUCAGUCCCCUGGAUGAUCUGGACGAUCUUUUCUUCAACCUCCCCGAUCUGGGAGAUACUCCGUGCCCGGCAUGGGACGAGCUCGACACGGCCGAACUGGACCACUUAGAGACCGCCAUUUCCAGGUCGAACUCGCCGUUCAACUUUGAGCUCCAUUUGCACCAUGGUAUCCUCGCUCAGAUCAAUGAAGCCCUCGCAGCUGAUCAUGCCGAGGAGGACUCAACCAUUGCCGGGCCAGUCCCAAGCACCUCUGAUCAGGUAAAAUCGACGGAGCCGACCGCAGCGGAAUCGAUCAAGCCAGCCCGACCCGAGCAGUCAAUCGAACAGCCAAAGACUGUCUCUGUGGUGGCUUCCGCUGUGGACAAAGAGGAAACAGCCGUGGAGGACACAUCCUUCAACAAUCUUUUCGACAUUCUCGCAGAGAGAUUCGCGAAGUUGCCCUUUGAUGUCUCGCAUUUCUCGUCCGAAGAAGCGGCUGUUUCCUCGGAGUCAACCACCACGCCAGUGAGGCUUCCCGAAACCAAGCCGGCGUCUGAUAUCACCACCAGCGCCAUCCACCAAACCGCCAGUCAGCCGGCUUUGGACUUGGGAGCCUCUGUUGCUGCCGCCGCCCCGCUUACACCCUUCCUCAAUGCGUCUGAGCCGAACAUGCCAACGUUUAGCCUGUUUGCGCCUCCUAAGCGCGUGCCGUUAACGCCGCGCUCAAUCUUCUCACCAAUUCCGGAGACGCCAUCUUCAAUCUUCGGAGCAGGCGAAAGCGCGCAGCAACAGCUGGCACCAGUGGUGUCGGAAGAGGAGUCCGAGUUAAUCGCAGACCCUCCCUCCAGUCGAGCCAAGGUUCCUCCAAUGAAGCGUCGAGACAGUCAAGGACAGCGUCGCCGCUUGAUGCACGUCACACCCGCUCCGCUUUCUCCUAUCCCCGAGGAGGAGGUAGACCUUGGCACCUGCUCAAGUGCAGGACACUCUGAGUUCCCAGAUCGAAGGACCACCCCUGCAUCUUCUACCUUUGUUGUCCCUUCUCCCUCGCCUGCAGCGCAUGCCUCUUGCCUAUCAUCUCCUGUCCCCGCUACUUCCCCCUCCUCAGCUACCCCCACUUCCCCGUGUCUGUAUAGCCCGUCAUGCCUCGCUCCUAUUGAGGUUAUACCCUCAUCUAUCACCCCACAGUCGUCCUUAUCGCACCCUUCAUGCCCGGACCCCGCAACUCAGAGAACCCCAUCCAAACCCCUAGAAACUCGGACCAAAGAAAUACCCACCCAGGAACAGCAGACCAGGACACGAACCAAAGGGCCCAAGGAGAGGAAGCCGAGGAAACCUAACAACACAAAAAAGGCCAACAAAAAAAAGUCGCUAACGCUCGAAAAAGUAAAUAGGAAAAGGUCCCACUCUCAGGCGUCACCAGACGAUGACGCUACACCUUCCACACCCUCUACAAGCAAACGCCGAAACGUCGGUCCCCCUGGAAAUACCCCCUUACGCCGUUCUGCGCUUUCUCGCCGCCUCCCGGAUAUGCCAGUAUCCCGCUCGGAGAGGCUACUUCGCCGCCAGGCUGAGAGGGAGGGCCGUAUUCACACUACCAUCUUCCGCCUUCCCGAGUAUGUCGCUCAAACUGAAGCCGACCGCCUUGCUGCCCAGUCUGCUGCGCCAGUCCCUCCCAGCUUUGAACCCCUACAGGUAAACCCCGAGUUCUCAAGGGAAGAGCCACAGAACAAUGAUCACGUUAGCUCAGAGCAGCCUGCUCCUGUUCAAGAGCCAUCCACCCCCGAAUCUGCUAACAGCCGUUGGAACAUUCGUGGCUUACUGAACUCUGUUCCACGCUCUUUCUCUCGCUUCCUGCCAUCCUUUGCUCGCACUCCUGACCGGCCGGGAGCUUCAGUUCCUCAGCAACCAUCAUCCGAACGCGUUCAGCGUACGCAGCCAACUGAAGUAGUUUUGGCUAAUGCUUCUGAGAGAGAGCCACAGUCUCGUCGUCGCUUGAGUGAACAGCUCCCAGCUCAGCGUCAACGCAACCUAUCAUAUUCGCUUUUCCCCGCUCCGAUUGAUAGGAGUUUGUACCUUGGGGAUAUUUCCAAGCCCACAGACGCAUCCUCAAGUGCGCCCGCGACUGCGCAAGUGGACGAACGUGGACACGAAAUGCCUGAGAGAUUGGAACCUCAAGAGUCAGCCACCCCAGCUGUGCAAGAGCGCCGCCGUGAUUCCACCCCUCAAACUACCCCCGUCGCGAACGAGUCGCAGAAGAAGAAGCGCAAGCGUGCUCCCUCACCCGACGUCAUCCCUAACCCUGUCGGAUCCAGCUACGGGAUGGAUCUAGAUUACUUCUACUACAGCUCCGAAAGCGAGGACGAGGAUAUAGAGACUCCGGCCCCGCAGACCGAGCCCAGAAAGGAUACACUCGCCAAGACUGCACUUCGAAGCAAUGCGCAGUCAGAGCGGCCCGCAUCGAAGAAAGUCCGCUUUGAUGCCAGCCCCGAAAAUACCCCUUCGAGACUCCGUGCUCGUGCCACCGAUCCCUAUACUGGGGUCCACUUCAUUGGCAUGGGCAACCCGCAGUCUUCAUCUGCGCCAACCACUCCUACACCGGCCACCCCAGUGCAGCGUAUUGUAGAUCCGACACAGCGCCCUGGUUUCAUCCCAAACAGAUCGGGAACAUUCCAGCUUGAUUAUGAUGCUUUCUCCGACGAUUCGGAUUCUAGCGGCGCCCCGUCUCCUCCUGGAACUCCUGCUCCCACUUCUGUUAUCCAGGCUCCGACUUCCAUGCAGCUUACCACACCUGAAAAUGCCCAACCCCAAACCCCCCGUACUACUCCGCGUGCUGUACAGCCCGUGCCUACCCCAGCCAAGAUCGACGAAGAAGCUUUGGCAAGGGCCCGUUCUCAAGCAGAGAAAUACAAACCCAAAACGCCCAGUGGCCUUCGUACUGCUAGCCGCUAUUCGAGCCCUCUUACCGCCCCUACCCCUGAUGCCACACCUGCGCCGGCUGCGAAGACGAUUGCUGAGCAGUUUGGUGAUGAUCAGUUUGCUCAGGACGCUCAGUGGCUGUAUGAGCAUUGUCCUUCCGGUGAUCUUAGCCAGCUUGUCUGGCCCCAGCCGACGAGCCUCGCUGAGACCUUGGGAAUCAGCGACGAGGCCGUCCGCAUCAUGAAUGAUAUCUGGGACGAAUCUCAGGUUGAUGAGUACCACUCUAUAUUCCAGCAAGGCGUGGAGGAAUUGAGGCAGACUCUUGCGUUGUGA
This is a messenger RNA of Aspergillus calidoustus, 3924 nucleotides long. Lineage: Eukaryota; Fungi; Ascomycota; Eurotiomycetes; Eurotiales; Aspergillaceae. The record is from the annotation of a GenBank genome assembly.